GGCCUUUUAAUAAGUUUUAAUUAGCCCAGCCUAUUACUAUUAGUCCAAAAAACCCAAAUACCUGGUUUAAGGAGCCCGUAGAAACUCCAACUUAAAUAUCUGGUCCUCAAACAUUCAGAAAAGAAAUCUGGAUGGCGACACUCUCAAGUCACCGCUAUGCAUUUCCUCCUCCUGUCAAUCGGCUAACGGCGCCUAACCUUAAGCCCAUCCGGGUUUCGACCGUAUCCGCCUCCAAAUCCGAAACAUCUGCUUCAAACAAAAAUGCAGAAGAGGAAACGAGAAGCUUAACAGUGACUGAGAGAAGAAGAGAAAACAGAGGGCUCGUAAAUGCAGAUGAGCUGAAGCAGAGAGAGGCAAGGGAGAGGCGAGAGGAGGUGAACAGGAAGAUAGCUUCAAGGAAGGCUAUUUCUGUCAUUCUGCGGAGAGAGGCCACCAAAGCUUUGAUUGAAAAGAAGAGAGGACCCAACAAUUCCAAGAAGUUGCUUCCUAGGACUGUGCUUGAAGCCCUUCAUGAGAGAAUCACUGCUUUGCGUUGGGAGUCUGCUCUCAAGGUUUUUGAGCUACUACGGGAGCAGCUUUGGUACAGACCCAACGCUGCUGUAUACGUCAAGCUUAUUGUCAUGCUUGGGAAAUGUAAGCAGCCUGAAAAAGCACAUGAUCUCUUUCAGGCUAUGAUUGAUGAAGGUUGUGUUAUGAACCAUGAAGUCUACACUGCCCUCUUGUCUGCCUACAGUAGGAGUGCUCUUUUUGAUAAAGCAUUUUCCCUUCUGGAGGAGAUGAAAGACACUCCUAAUUGUCGUCCUGAUGUGCAGACUUACUCAAUCCUCAUUAAAUCAUGCCUGCAGGUUUUUGCCUUUGACAAAGCACAGGCUCUGCUUUCUGACAUGGCAAGUCAGGGAAUCAGACCCAACACGGUUACAUACAACACCCUUAUUGAUGCCUACGGCAAAGCAAAAAUGUUUCAAGAGAUGGAAAUGACACUCGUGGAGAUGCUUCGGGAGAAGGUUUGUCAACCGGACGUUUGGACGAUGAACUCCACAAUAAGAGCCUUUGGUAGCAGUGAGCAAAUUGAAACAAUGGAGAAGUGCUACGAGAAGUUUCAGAGUGCUGGUAUCCGGCCCAACAUUAAGACCUUCAACAUUCUGCUAGAUUCAUAUGGGAAAACUGGAAACUAUGAAAAGAUGAGUGCUGUGAUGGAAUAUAUGCAAAAAUACCAUUACUCGUGGACAAUUGUUACCUACAACGUGGUGAUAGAUGCCUUUGGAAAGGCUGGUGAUUUAAAACAGAUGGAGUAUUUGUUUAGGCUAAUGCGGUCAGAGAGAAUCAAGCCUAGUUGCGUCACCCUUUGCUCUCUGGUAAAGGCUUAUGGUCAAGCAGGAAAAGCUGAAAAAAUUGCCGGUGUGUUGCGGUUCAUUGAGAAUUCGGAUGUAACAUUGGACAUUGUGUUUUUUAAUUGUCUGGUGGAUGCUUAUGGUAGGAUGGGGUGCUUUGCAGAGAUGAAGGGGGUGCUUGAAAUGAUGAAGCAAAAAGGAUAUAAGCCUGAUAAGAUUACAUAUAGAACCAUGAUUAAGGCUUACUCGAUCGGUGGGAUGACCAGCCAUGCAAAGGAGCUUCGGGAUCUUGUUGAGUCGGCAACAGGUGCUCCUUUGGGGAUGCCAAAGCCCGAUUUCCAGAAACCAGAAUAUUACAGGUCACAUAUCCCUGACCCUAGCCCUGAGAUCUAAUUUGUAUUUUUCGUUUGUAUCUUAUGUUGUAAAUGUAUAUCAGCAAAAUGAGAGAAAUGAAAUAAAAAAGUUUGCUAA
Durio zibethinus is the source of this 1802-nucleotide messenger RNA. Its product is annotated as Pentatricopeptide repeat (PPR) superfamily protein. NCBI's taxonomy places the organism in Eukaryota, Viridiplantae, Streptophyta, Magnoliopsida, Malvales, Malvaceae. The record is from RefSeq and is a predicted model, not a curated record. Gene Ontology annotation, molecular function: mRNA binding; protein binding.